Messenger RNA from Mycetomoellerius zeteki, 1343 nucleotides. Its product is annotated as odorant receptor 9a. Gene Ontology annotation, biological process: detection of chemical stimulus involved in sensory perception of smell; sensory perception of smell. Lineage: Eukaryota; Metazoa; Arthropoda; Insecta; Hymenoptera; Formicidae. The transcript has 9 exons. The record is from RefSeq and is a predicted model, not a curated record. Gene Ontology annotation, molecular function: odorant binding; olfactory receptor activity. Gene Ontology annotation, cellular component: plasma membrane. Bases 300 to 1343 code for a protein of 347 amino acids.
CUUGAAUGUGACAGGUUUCGCGCGUUAUGAUAAAGCUUGAGGUCACGUGGAACAAUGGCAAGUAUUUCAAAGUAAAAGCUUAUAGACUCAAGAGACAUGCAACUUGUGUAGUUGUCGACAGUCUGACGAUUAAACGGCGACUAUAAGCGAGCAAUUAAAAUAAUUUUACGAUGGUGCUGAAACGCUCACAGAGAGAAUUAUUAAAGGCAAUGGUGCAUGCAAAAAGAUGAAAUGAUGAAAGCUCCCUGCAGUUCUCUCUGAACAUAUUCUUCUUCUACAGUUCUAUUGAUAAGCGUGAAAUGCAGUUCUUCGAAGGACGGAAUUACAGGAUCAAUAAAAUCCUCCUGUCGUGUGUUGGACAAUGGCCAUAUCAAACGAACAGAAGUAGCAAUGCUAUUAUUAUCAUUAUAGUGUCUUUAGCUGGCACGCAAUUUAUCGCCAAGAUAUGUGGUUUAUUCUCCAUUGAUAACAUUGAUUUGUUCAUCGAUUCUCUUUCACCAUUGGUAGUCGAUAUAGGAUGUGGAGUAAAAUUAAUCACUUGCGUAUUAAAAGCAACAGAGAUAAAGACACUUUUCGAUCAAAUACAAUACGAUUGGCAACUAUUAAUAACAUCUUCACAAAUUAAGAUUCUUGAUAAUUACGCACAAAAUGGACGGACAUUUACGAUCAUAUACGCGAGUGCUUUUUAUUCUGCAUUGGUGUUAUUUAUGUUAGUACCAUUGCAAUCACUGUUAUUGGAUUCUUCUUCAAAUGAUACAACUCGAUUAUUAUUACAUCAAGUUGAGUAUUAUAUCGAUAUGGAAAAAUACUACUUACCAAUCUUAAUUCACGGAUACAUUACAGCUGUCAUUUGUGUAAGCAUAGCCAUCGCAGCAGAUACAAUGUAUGUAAUAGUAGUACAGCAUGUUUGCGGACUAUUUAUGAUUAUUGGGCAACAACUGGAAAAUGUAAUAAAAAAGGAUAAUCUAGAAAUAAAUUUUAAUCCAUCUAUAAAAGAGGAUAAGCCGUAUGAAAAUAUUGCAGUUUCGAAUAUGGACAAACCAGAAGAGUUUUUAAGGCAAAUAACAUUUUCAUGCGCAUUGUUAGUGCAUCUAUUUUUUGAGAGUUUUCAAGCGCAACGUCUAAUUGACCAUAGCACAUAUAUUCAUACUAGUUUAAUGAAUAUAGCAUGGUAUCAAACUUCAUCUCGAACAAGGAAAAUUUUAAUUUUUAUGCUAAUGAAAACACGAGAACCUUGUGUAUUAACAGCAGGAAAAAUGUUUGUCAUAUCCAUGGAUACUUUCUCUACGAUCGUACGUACAUCAGUGUCAUAUUUUACAAUGUUGCGAUCGACGAAAAAUUAA